CGCGAUUCUUUCUGACAUUCAGUGGGACUGAUUUGCCUUCACACUGGCCCCGCGCAGCGGGGAUCCAAUCUCGCCGAGCCCUACAAGCACUGCAGCUCGAUGUAACUGAUGAUCAACCUCUCACAGCAUUCGACACACGUGCGACGACCGCGGGCCAUAAAUCAGUGCGACGUCCUGAUGUGCUCAAACACUUCAACCACCUCUGCCUUGUGAUCGUACUGAGGACAUGACUGCAUCGGACGUUGGGCAAGAAGAAUACUUCCACGAGCCGUACUACGAUGAAGACACUCCCGAGCAGGUCAGCUACGAACGCGAGAUGCUGAAGCAGCAAUUUGCGCCGUCUUCAAGCUCUGAAGUGCACGCCAGUGGGCUCGCCGCAUUGGGGGAUAAGCUGAAGAACUUCGCCAAGGAGGUCAAGCCGAGCAUGCAACUCGCGGAGUACUUUCUGUCGCUCGAGUCGCGAGUGACGAAGGACAUCUACAACCCUGAACUAUUCCCCGAGAUACGCGACGUUGCGAUCGCGCGGCAGGGCUCUGAGCUGUGCAAGGAAGAGCGCGGGUUCCUUCAGGCUCGGAGGGUUCAUGUGCGGAAUCACUUUGCUCGGUACAUGGGACUGGACGCCGAGUCGAUUCACCCAGACGACGUGCCGACUGUUGCGUGGGGAGGUAGUGGAGGGGGGUAUCGGGCGAUGUUGGCGUUACUCGGAUACACGCGCGGUGCAAAGGAAAGCGGAUUGUGGGAUCUGCUGACGUAUGUCGCGGGUGUUUCUGGCUCGUGUUGGACGAUCGGGGCACUCUACACGUUCGCUGACGGGGAUACUACCAAGCUGAUUGACCACUGCAAGGAACGGAUGCAUCCGCAUCAUCCGCUGUCUGCUUCCGCAGUGGAGAAACUACUCGGCUCUGAACGUGGCGAUUACGAGACCCUCGGACCCUUGAUUCAGAAGCAUCGCAGCGGAUUGCAUACCGUCGCGAUGGAUCUGUAUUCGGUGUUCACCACUGGAUAUCUGUUUAUGCAGACCGAUCCCGCAUUGAAACCCGCAGGAUCCGCAGCAGCCGAGGUUGCCGGCUAUCACCGUGCGUGGUGGAAGUGGUCCCAAGCCCAGCGGCGACUGGUCAAUGGUGCUGAGCCUCUUCCGAUCUUGACUGCGAUUCGUCACGAACGGCCUUGGAAAGAUUGGGUCGACUCUGAGCACCCAUUUGCGACUGGAAAUCAUCUGGAUAAAGAGCACAGGGAGGCGAGCGAUGCAUGGUUCCAGUGGUUCGAGAUGUCGCCGUUUGAGAUUGGUUGCGAUGAACUGGCCAAGUGGUGUCCUACUUUCGGGUUUGGGCGGCCGUUUGAAGAGGGGAAAUCCACUUUGCAGUUACCCGAACAAUCUUUGGCGCUUUUGUUGGGAUUGUGCACGAGCGCACCGGCUGGGCCUCUGUCGAGUUAUCUAUCCACUAUCCAACGCAAUUUGCCCACUGGCCUUAUCGGAGACACCAUCAACCGUAUCUCGUCUGGCAUAGCCAAACUUUGGGGUGCCCAUGAAACUGAGAUCUUCGAGAACCAUCAUCCUCUGCAUGCUUGCAACGAGCACAACUUUCUAUUCCAUUACACGCCCACGCCCAAGGGCCAGGGCCGUCCAGAGGGUAUCGAGAACUCGCCGCGAAUCCACCUGAUCGACUCGGGCAUGGACAACAACUGUCCGACGAUGCCCCUGCUGAAUCCGGAACGCCAGGUGGAUGUGAUUAUCAAUAUGGACGCGAGUUCGGAUGUCCAGAAGGACAGUUUCCCACAGCGCGUUGCACAGAUCGGGUCCAGGCGCGGACUGGACUUUAAGUGCCGGCUCGACAUCCAGGCGGGGACGGACCCCAAGGAUCUCGACCGAUUCAAGGGGCUGUAUGCGCAGAUCUACGACGGAACGCUCGCGCCUAGACCGCAGAAAGUAGUCGAUUCGUAUGGCAAGACGGUCAGCAACCCUCCUGCGCCCACUGUGACGAGGGACUGCACCAUGGUUUAUCUUCCUUUCCUGCCGAAUGAGGGUGCCGUGCCUGGGCUGGACCCUUCGACUGCCAAGUUCUGCGGGUCUUACAAUCUUGUUCUGACCGCGGAGCAGAUUGACAUGAUCAUCAAGCUCUCCAUGGCGAACUUCGAAGCGGGCGAGGCCACGAUCAAGCAGGCGCUUAUGGAUGCAUACAACAGAAAGAAACAGAACAGAACCGGAGGACUUUGA
Molecule: messenger RNA, 2215 nt
Organism: Mycena citricolor
Lineage: Eukaryota; Fungi; Basidiomycota; Agaricomycetes; Agaricales; Mycenaceae
Source: the annotation of a GenBank genome assembly